Molecule: messenger RNA, 447 nt
Organism: Penicillium verrucosum
Lineage: Eukaryota; Fungi; Ascomycota; Eurotiomycetes; Eurotiales; Aspergillaceae
Product: GFA family protein
Exons: 2
Coding region: 1-447 (148 amino acids)
Molecular function (GO): carbon-sulfur lyase activity
Source: RefSeq, a predicted model, not a curated record
AUGGCUCAGAAUUACUUGACCGGCGCUUGCCUCUGCAAGAACAUAGUAUACCGUAUUAUGUUGCCCGCGUCAGAAUCAUUCCCUAAGGUCAUUAUCUGUCACUGCACCAAUUGCAAACGCUAUACCGGCUCCAGCUUUUCCGCCAAUAUCAUCGUGCCACAAUCUAGUCUGGAGUACGUCAAGGGGUCACCCAAGUUGUAUUUGGAUCGCGGCAACAAGGGCGGACAGGUAUUGCGCGAGUUCUGCCCUGAUUGUGGUACGCCGUUCACGUCACGAUCAGGCGAUGAUGAAGAAGUCGUUGCGGUGAAGUCGGGAACACUCGAUGAAGAGCACCGACUUAAUUGUGCGAAAUUGGUAACGGAAAUAUACUACCAUCGAAAGGAUAAAUGGGUGGAUGAUAUGGGGAAUGAGGAUGUUCAGAGGAUCAAUGGUAGUAUGGGCGGUUAG